Messenger RNA from Salvia hispanica, 1344 nucleotides. RefSeq names its product multiple chloroplast division site 1 (gene MCD1). Gene Ontology annotation, biological process: chloroplast fission. The record is from RefSeq and is a predicted model, not a curated record. NCBI's taxonomy places the organism in Eukaryota, Viridiplantae, Streptophyta, Magnoliopsida, Lamiales, Lamiaceae. Gene Ontology annotation, cellular component: chloroplast; chloroplast inner membrane.
AUUGAUAGCCGAUUUCCUUUUCCCCCAAAUUAGCUUCCUCGAUCCAGCUCAAUUUGCCCUAAAUUAUCGCCAUUUUGCGAAAUGAUAUCCGAUUUGCCACUCCGCCAGUAACAGCAAUACCAGAAAUGGCUUCCAUUGGUGCAGUACACGUGCGUUCGCCGUCGUUCCUUCCUCUUCGGAAUUUUCGGAAUGGACUUCAAUUUUGGUCGGAACUGGGUUUGGAUUGUACCUGUAAGUACUCAAACGGGAGAGUUACAUACAGAAAGUUUGUGGUGAAAGCAAUGGAGUCUGACGUUGACAGUGGCCUCCGAAACGACGCCGUUGUCAUCAAGAGCUCCGAGAAAGAUAAUGCCGAGAAGCUACAGCUACAUCAAAAUAUAGUUGCCAAAUUGCACGACUCAGUUGGCUCUCUACCGGUGUUCGCCUUCUCGAUUGGAAAACUUUCUGGUAUGAACUUCACAAUUGGAUUAUGCAUUGUAGCAACCAUGCUAGUUGUUGUGGUGAAAGGUUAUGCAACAAAAAGGUCAAGUGACCGGCGUCCAGGCUCUGUGGCUGAACUUGUCCGACGUGGACAGCUUAGAUCAGAUAGAAGAGGCAUCUCCACACCUCUCAAGUAUGAGGACCCAUUUAACAACCCUAUGGUGAAAGUCAGCAAAAGCAAUUCAACUGUUGAAAUGUGUGGAAAAGUGUACCGGCUUGCACCUGUGACUCUUACAGAUGAGCUACAAACAGUACAUCAGAAACGAAGAUCCCGUGCAUAUCAGUGGAAGAGACCAACUGUAUUCCUCAAGGAAGGUGAUCCGAUACCUUCUGAUGUAGACCCUGAUACUGUCAGAUGGAUCCCUGCAAACCAUCCUUUUGCGACAACUGCUAGUGAUAUUGAUGAAGGUCUGGCUCAAACAAAUGUGUAUCAGAAGCAUGGCGUGCCAUUCCGUAUACAGGCAGAGCAUGAAGCCCUGCAGAGGAAGCUUGAAGCGCUGCAGAAUGAUCAAAAACUGGGCAAAUUAGUGAUAGAUCCUGCUGCAGCCAGAGAUUUCGAGAGGCCAUUGAAGUCACAUAUGAAGUCGGAGAAUCAAGUCGAGCAUAACAUCUCAACUCCUAAAUCAGGCUCAAGUGCUUCUCCAUCCGAUCACCCUUCCGGUAACAAACCACCGCCUGAGGAGUUGCAGAAUCCUUGAAGAGUAAAUGUGUCAAAUUUUGUAUCUAAGCCAACAUGAAAUUUCCAUCAGAAUAUUGAGGUCCAAAGUUUGAUCUAAUGUACAUAUUAUUCAGAUGUAACACAGUUGCAGGUUUUGAGUUUCUAUGUACAUUAUUUUUAAGAUGUUAAUGGUAUUCCUUAUACUA